UCAUAUAUUCAUCUCAUAUUCUAUUCUAUACACACAACACGAACCAUACUCAGAAAUCUAUAUCUGUAUCUCUAAUUAUCUAUAUAUAUAUAGUUUCUCAUAUUAUAUAGAUAAAUAGAUAGAUAUAGAUAUGGAAAUCAUGGAAGUAAUUAAAUCAAUAGACUUUGAACAUGAAUCAUUCCCAACUUAUAGUGAUUUCAUUGUUCUUCCUAUGUUUGCCAUCUUCUUCCCCACUGUUCGGUUUUUUCUUGAUAGAUUCCUUUUUGAGCAUGUUGGUAGGUGGUUAAUAUUUGACAAGGGACAGCAGAAGCUGGAUGUUGAGACAGAUGAUCGUAAUAAGAAGAUAAAAAAAUUCAAAGAAUCAGCUUGGAAAUGCAUUUAUUAUCUUUCAGCAGAAAUCCUAGCCCUGGCUGUAACUUAUAAUGAACCGUAUUUCACUAAUACAAACAAUUUUUGGCUUGGUCCUGGUGAUCAGAGAUGGCCUGACCAGAAAAUGAAGUUAAAAUUAAAAGGUCUCUACAUGUAUACGGGUGGAUUCUACACGUAUUCCAUCUUUGCAUUGAUAUUCUGGGAAACAAGAAGAUCCGAUUUUGGUGUGUCCAUGGGCCAUCAUGUCGCAACUGUCAUCCUCAUCUUAAUGUCGUAUAUAUGCAGGUUUGCUCGUGCUGGUUCGAUUAUUUUAGCUCUUCAUGAUGCCAGUGAUGUGUUUCUUGAAGUAGGCAAGAUGUCUAAAUACAGUGGUGCCGAAACACUUGCAAGUUUUUCAUUUGUUAUAUUUGUAUUGUCGUGGGUGGUUCUUCGUCUUAUUUAUUACCCGUUUUGGAUCCUCUGGAGUACAAGUUACGAAGUAGUUAUGACUUUGGAUAAGGAGAAGGAGAUUAAGGAGGGCCCACUUUACUAUUAUGUGUUCAACACCCUUCUUUACUGUCUGCUUGUUCUCCAUAUAUACUGGUGGGUGCUUAUGUACCGGAUGCUUGUUAAGCAAAUCCAAGAUAGAGGAAAACUUAGUGACGAUGUUCGUUCUGAUUCCGAUAGCGACAGUGAUAAAGAACAUGAAGAUUGAUCACUGAUUCCUGUUGGGUUGCUAGGGAAGUUAGUACAAGGUGCGGGUAGAUGUUUUUCAAAUCAACCUUAAACUUGAUAUCAAAAUGACUUCCUGCAUAUCGGAGAGACAUGUAUAAAUAGAAAGUUUAAUUGCUAUAUAAAGUCAACUUUCGUCAUUGCAUGCUGGUUCACAAGACAAUUGCUGAUGUUUUCCGUUGUUGAUAGUCUUUUUUUAUAUAUAUCUUGUUUUCACCUGACUUGUUAUCAUCAAGGAACCUUGGUGGUAUUUUUGGAUCAUUUUCAUUCAUGUACCAUUAAAUUUUCAGAUAGAUGCUGUAAUUGAUUCAUGCUACUUUUUUUUUUGUUUAUAAUUAUUGGUUUCAAUUAA
Molecule: messenger RNA, 1432 nt
Organism: Erigeron canadensis
Lineage: Eukaryota; Viridiplantae; Streptophyta; Magnoliopsida; Asterales; Asteraceae
Product: ceramide synthase 1 LOH3-like
Exons: 7
Coding region: 131-1063 (310 amino acids)
Biological process (GO): ceramide biosynthetic process
Cellular component (GO): endoplasmic reticulum; membrane
Molecular function (GO): sphingosine N-acyltransferase activity
Source: RefSeq, a predicted model, not a curated record